AUGGAAGCAGCUGCAAUAAGCGCAACUUUAGCUAUAUUGCAAAAAUUUAGCACCAAACAAAAAAUAAGAGUAUCAAUCAAUAAUAAACAUGCUGAUUGUUCGCUCGAGUUUAUACAAUAUUAUUAUACUGGUAAAUGUGUUACUGCUCCAGAGUCAAUUGCUAAUAGUUCAGGCAAAUAUACAUCAGCCUUUGAAGGAAUGCUCGAUACUGAGGGAAUGAUUUGUUACAAUAUUACGAAACCAUCUUUUGAACUUGACCGGUUUUAUUAUCUAUUAGUUAGCUGGAAGGCACAAUUUGGAAAAACAAAUGAAUUUUGCGUUCAACUCAGCACAGAAAAACUUCCUGAAAACAAAGAAGAAAAGAUGAACUUUUUUAAAAUGAGACAUACUCCGAAUCCGCAAUCCCCUGGUUAUAUCUUUAAGUGGCCUAAAGAAGGAGAGACACCCAAAGUAAAAUUCAUGUUUACUGCCACAUUGACUGAUAGUAAUGAUUGUGAAAUAAAUGUUUCUUUUAGAGAUUUUACUAAUUAUGAGUCUGAUCAUUAUGCUACGAGGUUAAAUAAUCCACAGUAUCUAACUAUGAUAAAUAAGACGGUAUCUUCACGAACAGCAGUCGCUGCCGAAGUUAUUAAUAAUACUAAAAAUUUACUAAAUGUUGAUCUUUGCUUCGUUUUGGACUGCACUGGAUCUAUGGAAAAAUAUAUUAACGCAGCUAGAAAAAGUAUCAGGGAGUUAAUAAAAUCUAUGAACAAAGUAAAUCCAAAAAUUAAAAUUUGGUUCGGAUUCUGUGGUUAUCAUGAUUAUAACAAUAAUGACAAUCUGCAAAUUUUAGAAUUCACCUACUCUCAAAAAGAGUUUGAAAAUUUUGUAACAAGUGUGAGAGCUAAAGGUGGUGACAAUGUUUCGGAAGACGUCCUAGGAGGUCUCAAUAAAGCCAUAAAGAUGAAAUGGGUACAUGACACUCGUAUCCUUAUUCAUAUUGGUUACGCACCACCACACGGAGCUCGGUUUAAUGAGCCAGGAACAAGAGACAAUUAUCCGAAUGGUUAUUCUAAUAGAUUAUCUGCUGAAAAUGUAUUAGGUGAAAUGAAGUCAAAAAAAAUUAAUUAUUUUUUUGGAAAAGUUGCCGAAAAAACCGAUAAAAUGCUCAAUAUAUUUCGAAAAAUAAUUGGCGAUUUCAAAAUGUUUGAUCUCAAGGCUACAGGGCAGAAUCCAGACCAUUUGACUAAUAUAUUGCGUGAAGAGACUUUUUUGGCCAUCUCACAAACAGUUGUAUCAACGAGAAAUCGUAAAAAUACAUACUUACCGCGGUACAAUAAUAAUGAACCCAAUUGGUACAAAUUGACUAUUAAGAAUGCAACAUUAUCAUCUUAUACACCUCUUAGAUUCUUAGAUGAAAUUAAGAACGAUAAAUAUAUAAUUAAGCAAAACUGCAAAUCAAAUAAUAUUUCAUUUAAAAUUGCCUCGCAACCUUUUGCAUCUGGUGCUGAAAAAGAUGUAUAUUAUGCGCUCGGAGUUAAUAAUCAGCCAUAUAGUCAAAUGGUAAUGAAAAAAUACAAAAAUAAUGAAAUAGAUAGACGCUAUCUCGAAUCAGUAGAAAUAUCCUCUAUUGCCCAGUUCCUUUCUGAUAAAUUCAAUUCGGUUGCUGAAAAGUGUAAUAUCAAGAAGAAGAUAGAAUUCCUUCAAGUUUUCUUUCUAAAAGACGGCAAACAAUGCUAUAACGUAGAACAAAAGAUCGAGAGAUUUGUGCGGUUUAAUUCAAAUAUUGGUAUAAUUGUCAAGUACUGCCCUGUUCUUGAAGCGUUUGCUCAUUUUACAUAUGAAUUCACUGAUGGAUAUUUAUAUGUUUGUGAUUUACAAGGGAUCGAACUUGAUGAUCGGUUUAUAUUAACUGACCCAGCGAUACAUUGUGUUAAUCCCUUUAAGUUUGGGAAAACAAAUUUUGGCGAAAAAGCAAUUAAGGAAUAUUUCCUGGAAUGCCAUACAUGUAAUUAUGUUUGUAAAAAAUUAAAAUUAAGUAAUCCCGACAAUUAUAAUAUAGAUCUUAUGUAA
Molecule: messenger RNA, 2052 nt
Organism: Dentiscutata heterogama
Lineage: Eukaryota; Fungi; Glomeromycota; Glomeromycetes; Diversisporales; Gigasporaceae
Source: the annotation of a GenBank genome assembly